This is a messenger RNA of Raphanus sativus (radish), 1832 nucleotides long. RefSeq lists its product as uncharacterized. The transcript is spliced from 6 exons. Lineage: Eukaryota; Viridiplantae; Streptophyta; Magnoliopsida; Brassicales; Brassicaceae. Bases 795 to 1217 code for a protein of 140 amino acids. The record is from RefSeq and is a predicted model, not a curated record.
UUACUCUCUCCUGAGCUAUGACACUUAGGACGCCAGGCUGGAAACUCACUCUCUCUCGCGUCGACACGUGGCAACAAACUCGGCGUUUCAUUAAACCAGAAGUCGUGUUGGGCUUUCGUGUGUUUUGUGUAUUGUGAUAUAUUUGGUCUAAUGGGCUCAGGCUUUUGUCACUUUCUCCUCUCCUCUAACCCUAACUGCACGUUUUUUUUUCACUUUGACUCUAAGGCGGCGUCGUCUGAGCUCCCUCUCCAUUCCUGAAACGUCCGGCGUUGAAACUUCAUGUUUAAUCCAAUUGAUUUCAUCGUCCACUACGAUGUAUUCAAUGCGUCUGUCUUUGCUCCUAGGCGAUGUGUAAUCUUUUGCUAUAAAUAUACUUGAGGUCCGGCCGAUGCUCCUCCGUCGUCAGGGCGAGAAACGUCAAGUGGGUGGAUAUGCUACUGGACGUAAAUGCCACUAUAAUGCAAGCGACCAUCUACGUUAACCAGCCUCCAACAUUCCAGCGUAAACUUGCCGUCGGGACGAUGUACACCAUCUCUGGAUUCGAUGUAGCAAGGUGUGCUCAGAACUACCGACUCUCCGACUCCUCUUUGCUGCUCCGGUUCACCGACACGACAUCAUUUGAAAAACUGAUCGGACCGGUUUCUCCUUUGCCUGAAGAAGGCUUCUGGUUCUGUAAUCAAACAGAGCUGGUUGGAUUGGCUAACACGAAUACACAUUUUUUCUGUAGACAUCAUUGGUGAAGUCACUGCGGUUAAGAGUACUGUGACAGAGCCUCCGAAGAUAAGAACCGCGUUAUGGUGACGAUCAAACUGGAAGGUGAUGUGGCUAUUACACUUUGCCUAUUUGACGCUCAGGCAGUUUCCUUUCACAAAAAACUGGAAGACAUGACUCAUGAUCCAAAGGUGAUUGUUGCCACUAGCAUAAAUCUAAAGAUGGUUGGAGGCCAUUUGUUCCUCGAUGCAACAUCAGGAACCCAUGUUGAUUUUGACAAAGAAACGAAUGCAGGAGAAUCCUGUUUCUACAAAUUGGUGGCUAGGGACACUGGACUUCCUUCUGCCGCACCCCUUCCAAAGAGAUAUGCAGAAGUUGAGCCUGUGACAAUUGCUGAGCUCAACACUUUUGUCAUCACUUUUCCCUCACAGGUAGUAUGGAUAUCAAUGUGUUUCAAUAUUGUAAUAGAUUUUACAACAGUCUAUCUGCAUGUGAUGUUGGUGUAAAAAUGUAGGAGAUUGACUUACUAUGAACUUGGAGAGUUUCACGCCAGAUGGGAUGUCAGUUCGUGAAAACAUUGCAUCCGGCGAGGACAGUGGUGAGGCAUCAGAGAAUGCUGGAAAGGAGCCAGUCGGGAGCAGUGGGGAGACAUCAAAAAUGCUGGAAAGGAGCCAGUUGGUGAUGCACAUAAUACGGCUUCCACGUCUUCUGAUUGGUCAAGAAGGCGCGUGUUGCUUAAGAUUGAGCAUCAGUAGUUACGUUUUGAUGCUAUGAGCUAUAAUAACGUUUAUGCAUUUCAUUCCGUCUCGCAUUUCGCGUUUUAGCUUUCUACAAGGGUUUUUUUCUAAGUUUUUUUUAAAAUAUUGACUGUCUUAAUUGGUUGGAGCAAGUUUUUAAAUAUUAGUUUUUUUAAUACGUUGACAAUCUUCGUAUUAUAAUUCUUCGUCUACUAUUCAGUUUGCUAAUCAAAAAACCCAAAAAAAAAACGAUUACGAUAAAAACAUUAUUAUAUAACUUUAUGGAGUUUAUUAGUUGACGCAUUAGUUAACGAUUUUAUAGUUUAUAUGUAAUAGGACUGUAUAUUGCAGUUCUCAUGUUAACUUUAUAUAUGGAGUUUAUUA